GUAACCUCCCCCUCGCUAUAUUACCACAGGUACUCGGUCAGGAGACACGAUAGGUUGUUCUCAAUGAUCGGUGUGUAAUUGACUUGUAACCUGCAAUUAGGUUGUGUGCAUUGGCCUGUUCGUUCCAGGCACAGCAUCGUCAAUUAGAAUCGUGCGCGGGGCCUCCGUUCCGACAUCUUGGACUGCCAGCCACCGUCAUCAUCCGAAGUUGUUACCUUUCGAUUCCCCUCUCGUCACUCAUAGGACCUUGAUACGCGAGGGUUUGGGACCGUAUGUCCUGAUGCUUCUUUACUAUUUGGUCUGUGUUCAGAGGGUACCAUAAGCUUGUUUCUUUGGACAAUUGCAAUGAGCUGUCUACCGCUUGCCUUACACAAAUCGCUCCUAGAACUCAGUAUUUGGAGAAUGAGGACCGCAGAAGUGUUCCAGGUUCCGGCUAAGCCCGCUCUGUGUUACAACUAAUGUUAACUCAACUACUGUCGACAUUGGCGCAGGAGUGCAGAAAUCAAUUGAAGCCUGUCUACAGAACCCCCGUUGCUGCUGAUGGCUGGACGUUCCGUCCUGUUGCCAAUUGCUUUAACCGACCUCGGAGCAUUCUCUUCGACCGCCUAGGGGCGAUUCUACUCGUCGACGCCAGAUCCGGAAUCAAGCAUUAAGGCUAACUGACGAUGGAGGCACCUGUAUGUAUGUUGCCGAGGAGCGAACGGUCAUCGAGUCACUCGGGGUGAGGCAAUAUCUGGUACAUUACUCUAGGUCA
Molecule: messenger RNA, 754 nt
Organism: Colletotrichum destructivum
Lineage: Eukaryota; Fungi; Ascomycota; Sordariomycetes; Glomerellales; Glomerellaceae
Exons: 1
Coding region: 459-653 (64 amino acids)
Source: RefSeq, a predicted model, not a curated record